Acanthaster planci (crown-of-thorns starfish) is the source of this 3637-nucleotide messenger RNA. RefSeq names its product globin C, coelomic-like. Gene Ontology annotation, molecular function: oxidoreductase activity; iron ion binding; oxygen binding. Gene Ontology annotation, biological process: oxygen transport. The record is from RefSeq and is a predicted model, not a curated record. NCBI's taxonomy places the organism in Eukaryota, Metazoa, Echinodermata, Asteroidea, Valvatida, Acanthasteridae.
AUGUGACAAGGCCAGGCGAUAUGGAUAAAUCCGUAAUGUAGACCUGGUGAGGUAGCAUUGAACAAUCACAUCACAAGUCAAAACGGAAUCGUGAUUCCCAUGGUGCUUGCGGUUUGAAUUGUCAGGUACAGCUCCUCUGUAUGAAAAUAAAACUUCAUGACAAUCUGCACUGGCAAGAUAAUCCUGCCUAUGCGUCUUGCUGGAUACGAACCAUACAUAUGUGUCGCUGUCAACAAAAGAGGCAUUGUCAGAAGUCCAGAAUAUAGGGAAAAGGACGGCAAGAUUAACGCGUCCCGGCAGCUGUCAGCUGCGAAACAAGGAGUCAGUAUCAACUGCUUUCCCCCUUGCCAUGGACUUCGACUCCAAGUUCAUUCAUUCUGGUUGCUGAGUCACCUUUUCUUGUGUAUGUCUUGUGCCGUCAAGUAUCUAAGCUAUAAACGUCAAUGUGUUUAAGCAGUUAACCCAAAACAAAGAGAGUCAUUCGGCUUGGAUUAGUCGAUGACGGCAUGCCGUCCUCUCGGUAGAAAAAUGCAGCGUCGGGCUUGCCGCAGCAGGGGAUCAAAACUCCUUCGCUAUUUCCUUCAAACUCGUAACUUCUCGCUUCCCCCUCCAUAACCCAGCGUCUACAUGUUUAUGAUAUGAUGUGACCCUUGAGUCGCCUCAGUACACAGAGGCUCUGGCAAACUCCCCUUUCUCCAGGACCCUAGUUCAGCAGGUUUGGUUGGCAUGGUGUGUGCAUUGAUGCCGUGCAGCGUACACCCUCAUACCACGUCGGCUGGAAUCUGACCCACCGAAUAGCAAAGGAAUUUUCCUUAUUACCGCGCUGACUUGUUCAGUCCAAACUUCCGACGAGGCCCGGGAGGGAAUUAUCCGAGGACAAGCUCGGAGCAGAAAGAGCUCGGGGGCUGAAGUGACCGUAAUUUGCUUGGAGUGGUAGCCGGAAAGACGGACGUGAAGGAACGGCCAUGGGGCGUUGUACGCCUUGCUUUCCUACACGGGGUAAACAGAUCGCACCAGGUGAUAACGAUGUCCCGGAUGAGACGACAGGUUUAACAAAGGAACAAAAAGAGCACAUUCGGAAGUCAUGGGCGGUCGUCUGCACCAUGAAGACCAAGUUCGGGGUGGAGCUCUUCGCCAAGCUAUUUACAAACUAUCCAAGCUCCCAGCAGCACUUCGCCCAGCUCAAAGACUUGAAAGAUAUUGAUGUCUUAAAGAAGAAUCCCAAGAUGCGAGCGCAUGGCUACCGGGUAGUCUCGGCCUUCUGUUCUCUGGUCGAGAACCUGGACACGCCCGACAUCUUCAUCGAGCUGCUGAAAAACACGGGCUACUCGCACAGCAUGAGGAACGUACCUCAUCACUACUUUGAGGAACUUGGACUGGUUUUUUUGGAGGUGAUGUCCGAACAGCUUGGAGACAAGUUCACACCAAAGGCCAAAGAGGCUUGGGGUUUGGCCUACGGCUUCAUGUGUAAGGUCAUCUUGGGCGCAAUGGACGAGGUGGAGAACGAGAAAUGAUGCCCUCCCGAGAUCACGCGCUUCAUGUUUCCGAAUUCUCGUCUAAACAUAGACGUGGCUCAAGUUGUUAGUCACUGAUGAGACUGGGUACAUUCCUGCACUUACAGCAGUUACUAGAAUGGAACGGCAGAUAUCGUGCCAAAUGUAGCGAUACAAAUUAUAAAAACGAAACAUUUCACAUGCUCCUAUCCCCGUUGUUGCUUUUUACAAGCAAGAGUGCGAACAGGUAUUUGAGAUCAAUCAAUGGUUCACAGGACUUUGUUAGACGAACUUGAUGGUUAUAUGAGUUUGCUUUGCAUUCACAAUUCCCAUGAAUUAAUUAACAGUUGGGCUUAAAGCUGCAACCCUCAGACCACCGACUUCAUCAACCACUAAGAACUUGACUCACGUUAAAAUCUUCCAAGAACUAAUUAUUAUAGUACACUUUCUAUAGGCCUCUGUCAUCAUUAUAUGCAAUGUGGGGAAUACUGGGUUCCCAUAGUAACCAGGGCUUGUGGGUCAAUCAAAUUGUGAGUCCCAACUCUCUAUACUAGCUGUGCUCCCAGCCUGACGGGUCAGAGGAGUUGACUCCAUGGUCCAAAUGUCUAUAUCAUAGAGAAAAUAACUCAAUAUAGCUGUAUCAUCUACAGGCAACUUUAAUUUUGAAUGCCGGUGGUGGGCCAUACUUACGUCUGAUUCAGUUUGUCGGGAGGAUGUAUAAUUUAAUAAAAUUUUCAGUAAGGUAUUUUACUCGCGGGGGAACUGAAAAUUAGAAAUGAUUUGGAUGAAAGGAGAAAUGGGUGAGUGGUUCUUAAUUAGGAUUGUUUCCGGGACGCUGUAAAGGGGUAAAUGAAACACAUGUGAAAGCCGGGUCUUUCAAUAGGUAUUUCCCUGCACGUUCGAGGUCAUCACAGACCAUGACUGCUGUGAAAUUGGUAACUGCAAAUUAGGAACAGAAUCUAACACAUCGGAAGGUUUACCGUCAUGCCCGCUCGUAAGCUCAGUAACAGCGCUCGUUCAAACAACGUGUAUUUUGUUAAUUUCACACACUCUGUAUAAUUUCAAAAAUGAUGCUGUGCAUGUUUUGGGCAAAUAAGACAAACUAAUCAUUGUGAUUGAUUGAUUGAUUGCACUGUCAUUGCACUGGAUUAAUGCUGGUAAAAUUCUAAGUACGUUUCGGACAGUGUUGAAUGGCACCUCUAAUUUAAUACAGUUGGGAAUUAAGUGAAAGAAGUCAAAAUGCUAAUCUUCAUGUGGCUUCAAACUUUAGUCGUUCGUGAACAUCCAUCCAGGCUCCUCUGCCGAAAUUAGCAGUGUAAAACAAAAGUGAUAACCACUCAUCCGACAAGGAAAACUUAAAGAAAUACAAAGAGACAGAGACUGUGCUUUUCGAACGACAGCCGCUGAUAUCCACAAAGGAUGUCAGAGGAUGAAAAGAUUUGACCUAACAAACAAAAGAUUAAACUCCUUGGUUUGCGCUUCACCUGAGGGCCCCAAUGCCAAUGUCUGCAUGUUCCUCCUUGAAACCGAUAGAGGGCGCAACAUGGGUAAGGUUAGCAUGUACUACUGUAGCAAGUCCUCAGAUUAAAAAAAGGUAAAAACAUUUCCAUUGUGGCUGUGGUUUUUAUACCAAGAUUUCACUGAAAUCGAUGUAGUUUAUAGAAUGUUUUUGUAAGGAAAUAUAAUCUCUUUUAUCAUACAAGUUAUUAAGUGUGGACUUCAAAUGUACAAUGGAUGUAAAGGUGGUGUCAUGAUUGGUAGCAACUCUGUGUAAUCACUAGGUAAUAUAUUGUUGGUUAGAGGGCUUAUUUUAUGUAGAUGUGUUUUUAAAACAUGUAAAACUAAACUUGUACCUAUACACACGUCGAUGGAAGGACUCCUGUAGCCCAGCCACGUUGUUUUAUAAAUUACAAAAGCACACACAAAUUGCUAGCACUUAAUCAUAGUAAUGAAUGUAAAUAGUGGGUAGGCCUAACUUAAUCAUGUAACUACUUUUUAUUUAAUAUUUUCCUCAUUGUCCUGAUGUAGUCGUAUUUACGUCCAAUUUCAAAGUGAUUCCCAGAUUUUCCUCGUAAUUAAAGUUCAGUGUAAAUACGGAGUAGAUUUGUAUUAAUUUGCCAUAAAAUGCGAUGACUUUGGAAGUA